AGCUGGCUUUGUACUGGGAGAAUGUGAACUAAAAUAUAAAAAUGCUGGCAACAGCGAAGAAAGUCUCCCUCCCAUCCCACUCCAUGCAACCGUGUCGAAAUCGGCUUGGUGAGGAAUAUUAAUGGCGUGGCCAGCUGUACUCGUUAUUGUCCCUGUUGGAAUCAUUUUCAUACUCUCUGGUCUCAUUGUUAAUCUCAUCCAGGCAGUUCUUUUCAUCCUUGUUCGUCCCUUGUCCAAGAGCCUGCACAGAAGGAUCAACAAAAUAGUUGCAGAAUUGCUUUGGUUGGAGCUCAUAGUGCUCGUUGAUUGGUGGGCAAAUCUGAAGAUUGAAGUGUAUGCAGAUGAUGAAACUUUUGAAUUGCUAGGUAAAGAACAUGCGCUUGUCAUUAGCAAUCACAAGAGUGACCUUGAUUGGCUUGUCGGAUGGAUCUUAGCUCAGCGCUCAGGUUGCCUUGGCAGUGCACUAGCUGUCAUGAAGAAAGAAGCUAAAGUCCUGCCUGUGAUAGGUUGGUCAAUGUGGUUUUCUGAUUAUGUGUUUCUGGAAAGAAGCUGGGGUAAGGAUGAAAGAACAUUGCAGUCAGGUUUUGAAUGGCUAGAAGAUUUUCCGAUGCCUUUUUGGCUGGCUCUUUUUGUGGAGGGAACUCGCUUCACACAGGCUAAACUUCUAGCGGCACAGGAAUUUGCUGCUUCCAGAGGAAGUCCUGUUCCUAGAAAUGUUUUGAUUCCACGUACCAAGGGUUUCGUGUCAGCAGUAACUCAUUUGCGUUCAUUUGUUCCAGCAAUUUAUGAUGCAACGGUGGCUGUUGCAAAUUGUCAGCCUGCACCAACAUUCCUAACAAUAUUCAGGGGUCAAUCUUCUGUGAUAAAGGUGCUUUUGGAGCGACAUUCAAUGCAGGAACUUCCAGAAACAGCCGAUGGAAUAGCUCAAUGGUGCAAAGAUGCAUUUGUGACCAAGGAUGCUGUGUUGGAGAAAUAUUUUGCCAAGGACAUCUUCAGUGAUAAGAAACUUCAAGACAUUGGCCGACCUAAAAAGUCUUUGUUUGUUAUGAUUUUCUGGUCAAGUCUCCUUGCCUAUGCCACUGUCAGGUUAUUCCAAUGGCUGUCAUUAUUCCUAGCCUCAUGGGAAGUCGUUGCAUUUUCAAUUGCUUUCUUGUUCCUCGUGACAAUUAUUAUGCAAAUUCUUAUUCAAUCAUCGGAGUCAGAGCGCUCUACACCUGCAGCCAAUUUCACAUUAUCGGAAGGAACGAGGCAGAGGCUCCUUCCAAGAUAAUCGUUGGAUGUGGAGCCUGUCACUGAAAAAAAAACAUAAAAUUAAUGGAAGAAAACAAAGACGGGAAAAGUGAUUUCAUCUGCUCAGAAAUGAUCUGUUGCCGUGUAUGAUAACUUGAUUAUGGACUUGGUAAGUAAUAAUUUAUAGUGUUCUUUGUAUAUAACUGUUUUCUUGUAUUUGUGGAACUCUGGCUUGUUCCUAUAGUUUGAUUCCUUCAUCUUUACUUCUAUCA
Molecule: messenger RNA, 1502 nt
Organism: Populus euphratica (Euphrates poplar)
Lineage: Eukaryota; Viridiplantae; Streptophyta; Magnoliopsida; Malpighiales; Salicaceae
Product: 1-acyl-sn-glycerol-3-phosphate acyltransferase 3
Exons: 12
Coding region: 122-1270 (382 amino acids)
Cellular component (GO): endomembrane system
Molecular function (GO): 1-acylglycerol-3-phosphate O-acyltransferase activity
Source: RefSeq, a predicted model, not a curated record